GUCAGCCGCAGUGCCAUCUCAGCAGUGCCAUGUCAGCAGUGCCAUGUAAGCAGUGCCAUGUCAGCACUGCCACGUCAGUAGCAAUGCCUAGCAACAGUGCCACGUCAGCAGUACCACGACAGCAGCAGUACCAACGUCAGCAGUGCCCCGCCACCAUGACGGUUCCAGCUUUGGGCAUGCCAUGCCAACUGGCCAACAAGUCCAUUGCCGAGUACCGACAGUGGAUCCAAGCUCAGCUCGCACUAAUCGAGGCCGAGGAACAGCGGCAGGCAGAAGUCGUGGCUUCCCGCCUAGAGGCUGAAGCGGCGGCAGCAGCUGAAAAGCAGCGGCUUCAAGCCGAAGCUCACGCAGAUGCCCAGGCCCGCCACAAGGAGGCCCAGGCUCUGUUGCAGCAGCACGAAGCCGCCAGCGUCGACAAGCUCAAGUUCUGGCAUUUUGAGCCAUCCGAGAGCCACGACGACGCAACACUGGAAGAGCAGCACAAGGAGUUCCUCUCCAAACUCUUGACCCGGUUGGUUUACACUUGUAACCACCUGCAGUCCGAGUUAGAGAAACAACACCAAGAACUGAUGAAUCUCCAACGGGCGGUGCGAAACCACAAGGAUCUGCACGAGGGUGCUACACGGGCACUUGAUUCCCGUGUACAGGACCUGGAGCAAGCAGCACCAAGACCAGACGCUGGCGAACCCAGCAGUGCAGCCUCAACCCGCCAAUUGGAGAAAUGAGUUGACCAUGUAGUCACAAUGCUUGGCGACAUCAGCACAUUCGCCGCACCCGCCACCAUCAGCGAGCAGCUUGAAGCCUUGAAGAACGAGGUUCGAAAAGUGCACCAGCUGCCAGAGCACGAUGGCAGCACCAGUCCGCAGCAUUACAAAAUGCCGAUAUUCCGGAUCGAAAAGUUUGAUGACCAUACGCAUCAAGACCCGGUCCCCUGGUGGGAGGGCUUUACGAUAAAACUUCAAAUUCGUC
Chara braunii is the source of this 969-nucleotide messenger RNA. The record is from the annotation of a GenBank genome assembly. NCBI's taxonomy places the organism in Eukaryota, Viridiplantae, Streptophyta, Charophyceae, Charales, Characeae.